Molecule: messenger RNA, 1364 nt
Organism: Benincasa hispida (wax gourd)
Lineage: Eukaryota; Viridiplantae; Streptophyta; Magnoliopsida; Cucurbitales; Cucurbitaceae
Source: RefSeq, a predicted model, not a curated record
GUAGAGAGAGAAAGUAAUGGAAUUUGAGAGAGUAGAUGAGGAAGUAAUGAACGUGACCAUCCACUUCCAAACCCAUGGCCCCAUCUAUAUAAACCUCCUUCUUUCCUCAUUCCCCAUUUUUUUCCUUCCGCCACCAAACCCAUUUCUCUCUCUAUUCUCUCUCUCUCUCUCUCUCAUCGCCACCGAUUCCACCAUGUCCGACGAGGAAUGGGUCGACGUUGCCCUCUCCGAUGACUCUCUCGUCGUCGACUUACUUCUUCGCCUCAACCGUCCUCCCUCUCCGCCGCUCCCUCUCGAAUGGUCCGUUCGUCAGCCUCGCUCUAAGCCGAUUCUUCCUCGCCACGCCUCCGAUUCUGCACUCAAAAACUCCGAUUCCGCCGCCAGAGCCAGUCCGACCACUCCACUCACUUGGAGCAGCGGCGGAUUCGUCGACGCAUCCGACGCCGCAAGAUCUAAGAUUGCUGGUAAGAGUGAAGUAGUUGCAACAGUGAAGAGGCCUAGAAAGAAAAAAACACUAGGAGAACUUAAAGAGGAAGAAGUUUUGCUAUUAAAGGAAAGGAGAAGCUUGAAAGAUGCCUUGGCUACCUUGAGGCUCUCUGUGGAAAAACAAAGAGCUAUGAAUGGAAGCUUGAAGAAAAUGAAGCUUGAUCUCGAGUCACAGCAAGCGAUCGAAACGAUUGUAACAUCUGCUGUUCUGGAGGAGGCAAAUUCCGACCAACCUCAACUACAGAUGCCACCAAGAUCUAUAUGCAACACUACAGCCAUCGGUGUCGCUGCUUUCGGUUGCAAUGACGUCGAUGCUUCUUACCAAUUAACACUGCCAAAUGUUUCUUGCAAACUACAGGAGAUUGGAACUUUAGGGACCGUUCGUUUAUUACCUGAUCUCAAUUUGCCUUUUCAGGAGGAUUCUGGCACCGAGGCCCUAUACCGAAUGAGCUAGGCAGAUUCAACGGUAACGAGCAAAUAUUAAGCUUCUUUAACCGAGGGACAAAGAUCGAUGACGACGACUACGACAACAUUUGCUACUUAAUAAGAUGUUGUUCCUUAAUCCUAACCCUGUCAUAGGCUUGAGUUACUUGUAACUGUAAUUACAAAAACCAAUUUUCUCAGCUACAUAUUCAUAUAACUUCCUUUUUCUCCCUUUCCAUAGUACCUGAAAAAAUCGAGAUCAGGACCAUGUCGAGACCCUGAAAAAGCCUUUAGCUCUUUAGUUAUAUUAUUCAUUCACAGGUUUCUGCAUCUGCUAAUAUUCUUUGGAGCCAACCCUCCCCCUCUCCUUCUCCCUCAUCUCACACUCAAAAGAGAUUGAUUACAAACACUGUAAUUAUUAUUGGAUAAAUGCAAACAAAAUUCUAUGUUCUCCA